Messenger RNA from Aureobasidium melanogenum CBS 110374, 387 nucleotides. RefSeq lists its product as uncharacterized. The annotation marks the transcript as partial. The transcript has a single exon. Lineage: Eukaryota; Fungi; Ascomycota; Dothideomycetes; Dothideales; Saccotheciaceae. The record is from RefSeq and is a predicted model, not a curated record.
AUGGACAGCUACCUUGGUGGCCCCACGAGCAACGUGCUCGGCAUUACGGACCUCGUUCUUCAGCCUGCAUUCAUGAUUGGCACCCUUUUCAUGUCAUACACUUUGUUGAGGCUUUUCGCGGCAGUUUUCGUGUUUGUACCUGUGUAUGUCCUGGUUAAAUCCGUAUUGGUGCUUCCAAAUGUUAUAGGCCAGUGUCGGCUACUCAUGACAGCGUCAGGUCGGAGUCUCCUGCAGAACGAUGCGGACAGCCAACGUGAACGCGAAGAGGGAACCGCUCAACAGCGAUUAGCGGGCACCUUCAGAUUCACACAGUAUCAGCUUAUCACUGUACCAAAGGCAGAAGUGAUUAAGACGGCAAAUUGGUAUCCUCAGGUCGAAGCUCUUGAG